Messenger RNA from Rhizoctonia solani, 609 nucleotides. Its product is annotated as The BTB (BR-C, ttk and bab)/POZ (Pox virus and Zinc finger) domain. Gene Ontology annotation, molecular function: protein binding. The record is from RefSeq and is a predicted model, not a curated record. The coding region runs from base 1 to 609 and encodes 202 amino acids. NCBI's taxonomy places the organism in Eukaryota, Fungi, Basidiomycota, Agaricomycetes, Cantharellales, Ceratobasidiaceae. The transcript is spliced from 2 exons.
AUGCAACCACUUUUCAAGCCCCCAAGUGGCGGAGAUCUCACUUUGCAGUCCAACAAUGGCAUCAAAUUUGUGGUACACUCUACCAUUCUUAAAAUUGCAUCCUCCGUUUUCAGCAACAUGUUUACCGCUAGUACUGUGAAGGACACUGUUCAGCUGACCAAAAACGCAAGCAAUGUCUUGUACUUGCUUUGGUUUAUUUACCCCAACAGACUUCCGGUUACGAUUAGCCUAGAUGAGCUUCCUAUCUGCUUGUUAAUCACCCAAAAGUACAAUGUUGGGGGUGCUCUUGAGGUCAUUGACAAACUUGUUGCUAUGGAUGGCUCUCCUCAUAAACCACUCUCAUUGGAUCCUAUACAAACAUACCAAUUAGCAGUGCAAUUCAAUCUCACUAAGACCAAGAGCGCAGUUGCACCCCUUGUUACUGCUGCCAUUGGCAAAACAAACUUUUGUGACUUGAGCAAGUUACAAGAAUACGUUCACACAUAUCCCUUGCUGAAAUUGAUUUGCAUGAUGAACUUACAAGCAAUGAGAUCAAAGGCCCUCUUUGACAUUCUCUUUCACUUUAAGACUGCGGCAAGUGCUGGCCUCAAUCUUGCCAUGACAAUGUGA